AGUGGCAGCGCUGGCAUAGCAUCGUUCAACCCUGUUCUAGACUGGAAACGAGCUGCGGUAGCUGCCUGUGCGCACCUCUUUACUCAGAUCCCUCCGGGGCCGUCAAAAUAGCCGGUGAGCCAACACUCUAAACCUCAACUGUGGAAUAUAUGAGACAGACAGGAGAUCUGCGCUCAUCCCGUGCACUGCGUGACAAGAUAAAAUUAUUUUGGGAAAAAUAAUAAGCUGCUGUCCUGUCAACAUCGGCCCUGCAUAAUAGGAGUGGGAAGAGACGGGACCUCUGCGCUGUGAAGAGUCGCUCCUGUACCGUGCAGCAGUGCGCGGAGACCAGCCACAGACUCAGUGAACGCACUGAAAGGGCAGGAGAGAGAAAGGAAGGUGGAGGAUAUUUUACGCACAGCAGCACUCAGUAGCCACUGUUUGACACGCGGCUACUAACUGGGAGUCUCCGCUCCGUUUAGAACUCAACACAGUCGGAUUUGCACUUGACUAAGUCCACAUACAGCGAUCGGUUGGGAUGGAUUCCUUCAUCAUAGCGGCUCUGGCACUGUGCUCUCUAACGGCAACAGCCUAUGGGGACAAAGGGACCAGCAAAGCCAGGAGUUGCUCGGAUAUCAGGCAGUUUUAUAGCGGCAAAGGAUUCUCUGUGGACGGUGUCCCUCAGGCUGAAAUAUCAGGGGAGCACCUGCGCAUCUGUCCCCAGGGUUACACCUGCUGUACCAGUGACAUGGAGGACAAACUGGCCACGCUGAGCCGCAGGGAGAUGGAGGGAAUACUGAAAGACGCUGGACGAAACUUACAGAUCUCACUCACUGGACACCACAAGGCUUUCAGUGAUUACUUCCAGGAGUUGCUGAACCGCUCUGGGAAUACACUACAGGAGAGUUUCAAUCAAAAUUGGGGCUCCGUAUACACCCAGAAUUCCCAGCUGUUCUCUGACCUGUACACAGAUUUGAGGAGCUACUACCGAGGCUCCAACCUCAACCUGGAAGAGGUGCUCAAUGAAUUCUGGGCUAGGCUGCUGGAGAAGCUCUUCUACCAGGCCAACAAGCAGUAUUUCAUAGGGGAGGACUAUCUGGAGUGUGUGUCUAAGCAGAUAGAAACACUACGGCCCUUCGGUGACACACCCCGUGACCUGAAGAUGAAGGUCACACGCACAUUUGUGGCUGCACGUUCAUUUGCUCAGGGACUGGUGAUCAGUGGGGACGUGGUGCGCAAGGUCUCCCAGGUGCAGCUUAGCCAGGAAUGUAUGCGGGCCACGAUGAGGAUGACUUACUGUCCCCACUGCCGUGGCAUGGCCUCUGCCAGACCUUGUGCCAACUACUGCAGCAACGUCAUGAAGGGCUGUCUGUCCAACCAGGCUGACCUCAACACUGAGUGGAGGCACCUGGCAGAAACGAUGAUUCAAGUGGUUGAUCACUUUGAUGGCUCAUCUGGUGUGGAUGUUGUGGUCCUUUCCCUCCACAAUCGCAUAUCAGAAGCCAUGCUCACCAUGACGGAGAAUAUAGACACUAUCAACAGCAAGUUGUUUCAGGCAUGUGGCAGCCUCGGAGAGAGAGGAACCAGCAGCACAGGCACAGGAGUGGACGACUUCAUGAAGAGAGGGAAGGUUAUGGUGGAGGACACAAUGGGAUCCUCUAACAAACUGGACAAACUGGUGUCUGAUGUAACCGCAAGACUGAAGGAAAUGCAGCCGUACUGGGUUUCUCUUCCAAGUCUUCUCUGCAGUGACAGAGUGGCCACCGGUGCAGGGGCUGAGGAUAAGUGUUGGAACGGCAUGAACCGUGCCAGGUACCUUCCCGAGGUGAUGGGCGACGGCCUUGCCAGCCAGAUCAACAACCCUGAAGUGGAAAUUGACAUCACCAAGCCAGACAUGACAAUACGCCAACAGAUCAUGCAGCUGAAGAUCAUGACACACCGCCUGAAGAAUGCUCUCAACGGCAAUGACGUGGACUUCCAGGACACCAGUGACGAUGUCAGCGGUUCAGGAAGCGGCAUGUGCACUGACGAUAUUUGUUCCCGGAGCCAACGCCCUGUUGUCCCCAUCACUGAACGACCCAACCUCUACCCUCCAGAACAGGAGAAGGUGAUGAAAGCCUCAGCCAACCAGAACCUCCCCUUCAUCACCAUUUACCUGCUUUCACUGCUUGUUUUGCUGCUCCGGCGAUAAUUGACGGGGGAAUCUACCAACCGGGACUGAGUUUGGGACAUGGGGUUAGGGAGAGUCUGAAAGGGGAGGGAGGAGAAGUUGGGGGUUAGUUACUUUGCCAAAACUAAAUAAGGAAACAACAAAAAAAAUCAUUUGGAUGGACAUGGAUGGUUUUGGAUUAGAACAAAAUGGAAUUACGAGUAUUCAUAAAUGUUUUGGUUCUGCUCUCGUCUUUUAUUUCUUGCUAUAUUAUUACACCAUUAGAGCUGGUCUUUUUGCAUCUUCUAAUGUUUUGUUUCUGGUGUUUGGGUUCUUUGAGAUUAUAUCUGUACCUAAGACAUGAAUAAGACUAUCGCUAACAGUAUGUUGGUGUUGACACCGUGGGGAGAGGGAGAAUUGGGCUUGCAGUGGCAUUCAGAUACAUGUAUGUGUUAUUCCACUCACUUUAUUACACAGCACUUAGUUAUUCAGUAGAAUUAUUUAUUUAUUAAUACCUGACAAUAGACCCCAGAGUGGUUUACCACUCCCCAAUAUUUAUAGAAGAAGUACACAAACCACAAACUUAAUUGAUGUAUUGAUGACUUUUAAAGGACUAUAAUCUGGACAGCACGGCCCACCAGACCUCCUAAUGCAUUAAGCCUCACAAUAUCAUUACAGUCACACACACUCUCUCAGAGAGGAUGAGAGCACUCUGCGUCAGCAUUUUUUGCCAUUUCAUCAUGUAAGCUGUAAUAAUAGCCGUGAUCACAUUCACACUGACAUGAUCAUCUAAUGUGGGAGUAACGUGACCCAUCCGCCACUCCAUCCAUCCACUCAUCCCUACACCCCCCCCCCCCCCCCCCCCUCCCCCUCCCCGCUGAGGCAUUUCUCCCUCUCUCUCCAGACCCUGUAGGAUCAACUCAAGAGUCUGGUGUAAGCAAAACACAUGUUAGGCUGGGUCAGGUCUCAGAUGACAGUAUCUUCCCACUAUAGAGCACUGUAUGUGGAAUGUAGGUGUCAGUUUAAGACUGCCCUCACAGCAAAGGAUUGACACUUCAUGAUUUUGGAAGAUGUGUAGCAGAGCAGAAAUGUACACAGAAGCAGAAACACUGCUGUCAUGUAGCUUUUUUUCAGUAUUCCUUUUAUGUGCGCAGUGCAGAGCAAAAAUAUAAUACGCAUCAAUUUGUGUGUUCCCUGCAAAGGCCCAGUGUUCCUGUGAUUAGCAUCAUAAUUGCAGCCAACAAUGUCAUAUGUUUUUGUCGAAUAGCAGCAACGAUCCCUAUCACAGUGAAAGCCACACCUUGCACGUCUUUGAACCGUUCUACUAUUUCUAUGGCAGACACAACAGUGUACAUAUUUUUGAUUGCUUUUCUGUUGUUUUUCAGGACAAAAAAUAGCCAAUUAGGUAUCAAAAUUUUAUAAUGGGCAAAUCAUUGUAUGCUAUAACUCUUAUUUCUUUCAUCAUCUGUCAGAGUAUCCGUAUCUGCCUUCCAAUUUUCUGCAACUUCUCUGUAUCAGUGCCUCUUUCCUCCCACCCCCAACUCCCUCUACCCUUCUACCCACUCAUCAGUUAUAAUGACCUUUAAAGCGUUCCUCGUGCUUUUUACAUGAUAGGCAAGGCAAUAUGAUAAUGACACAGUGCUUCGUUAUGUGUCAACCUUACUGGGAAUGUUGUGGGAACGCAUGUGUAAGGCUUUUCCUGAUGAGAAGCUUGCUGGGAGGAAACACGCACCACAUUUUAAUUCAAAGAAAUGUCAAAGCUCUCAUUUAAGAAACGCCGUGCACAGGAUGACGGGACAAUGGUUGCAUGUAUGUAUGUGUGUGGAUGUGUGUACUUGUCUAUGAUUGAUAUAGCAAACAAAGGAUGGACGAUCGAGCCUUUAUUAAUCUUGUUUGGAUGGCACAGAAAUGAAAUGUAUCAGACUAACAUUGUCUGGCUGAGUGCUAUUUAACUCACAGCAAUGGAAGAUUAAUAUAGUUAAGUUUUCAAAAAUGGGAUUUUCAACCUACUACUGUAAUAAUUCCCAAUCCGUAUUGAUGGUGUCUGUGCUUGUCAGUAUUGUAUGUGACAGUGAAAUGGAAUGUGGAGGACGCUAAUGGACACGUUUUUUUUUCAAUUACAUCAUUGCUUCAGUUGCACAUUGGGACAAUCCACUAUAAUUAAUUUUAUGAAAAAAUCUAAAUGUCCCUACACAGUUAAUAAUACUGUAGAUCCAACUGAGAUGUUAAGAGUUAAGUCAAACAUUGACAAGCACAUCUGUUCAAUACUUGGUUAAUUACUGCUCUGAAAAUGGGUGAGGUUGUUGUCAUAUUUGUUGCCUGACAGGUUACUUUGAUAGUAUUUUCUUUUUUUGACAUGCUUUAUUAAUGAAUGCUAUGUUUCUGUGUGUGCGUAUGUGUGUGUGUGUGUCUGUCUCUCUGUUAGUCCCUGGUUAAGAAAUCUGCCUGUGACUGCCUUUGACACUUUGUCCAGGGUUGGGGUCAAUUUUGAGAAAAGAGACAUAUAAUGUUAUUAGAUGUUCCAUUGGGGAAAAAAAAAUACAAUUUUUAAACAAAGAGCAAAAUAGGAAGAACACCACAUGGGUCUUCUUUUUGCGACCCUCGA
This is a messenger RNA of Thunnus maccoyii (southern bluefin tuna), 4733 nucleotides long. It is a transcript of the gene gpc1b, whose product is annotated as glypican 1b. NCBI's taxonomy places the organism in Eukaryota, Metazoa, Chordata, Actinopteri, Scombriformes, Scombridae. The transcript is spliced from 11 exons. The record is from RefSeq and is a predicted model, not a curated record. Gene Ontology annotation, molecular function: fibroblast growth factor binding. Bases 518 to 2170 code for a protein of 550 amino acids. Gene Ontology annotation, cellular component: plasma membrane; cell surface; synapse. Gene Ontology annotation, biological process: cell migration; regulation of protein localization to membrane; negative regulation of fibroblast growth factor receptor signaling pathway.